AUGUCGAUUUCCGAGACGACUCGGAGCUCUCCCCAAUGUGGCCAUCAUGGUUUUACCGAGUUGAAUUGGUUGUCUAACGAAGCUCCCUCUGCUAACUCUCCCCUGACAUGGCUUGACGCCUGCGAUUCCCCCUUCGCCGGACGGGUGGGAGGCAAUCAGGUUUUUGUGAUCGAUCGCCGGGAUCCGCGCAAUGACAAGGACUUUCUGAAGGUGCCCGAAGCAGCCCCAUGGAUGACACUAGGAGAAACCUUUGAUCCGGGCGGGUUUCGGAGACUCGAUUUGUGGAAGUUUGCCUGUCUAGAAUGCAUCGGAGCCAUGAUGAAUGUCUUUAUCUCCGGCGGGGUCACCCUAUAUGCUCCCGCCGCCGUCGAGGCCCCAAAAACCGAAGUCGGGAUCUACCAUAUCCUCACCUUCUUUUUGCCCUUGUUCGGCGGCAUCGCAAAUCUGGUACUGACCCCGUUGCUCAUCUAUACCUUUACCCCAUCAAGUGGCUGUCAUGUGAGUCCAACCAUCACUCUGGCGACGUUUUUCGCUCGCAUCAUCUCGUUUCCCCGUGCCGUGCUGUAUACAGCCAGCCAAACCCAGCGAGGCGCGCUGGCAGGAUUUGGCAUCCACACAGCCUACGGAUCCCGCGCCUUCACUGUGGGAGGUUGCUAUGUGGACACAUCGUUGGUGCCGGUAGAUGCCGCCCUCGUCAUCGAGUUCUUUUCCUGCUUGAUCCAAAUUUUCCUCGCAUUCGGAGAGGCCUUGGAUCCUCGGCAGGCCAAGAUCUUCGAACAUGCCACUGGACCAGGGUUAGUCGGGGUGGCGCUGGGAGUAGUCUGUUGGGCGACCGCCUUCACGCGGCCGGGCUAUAGUAGAACGAGUCUCAAUCCAGUACGCUGUUUUGGUGCUUACGUCGCCUCGGAGCUUCCCAGCUAUCAUUGGAUCCAUUGGGUCGGCCCCCUUGCAGCAGCGGCGGCGGCCCAUGGCUUUGUGUAUUUCAUCGAUCCUCUCUGGACUAAUCAGAGACAGGAUACAUAG
Messenger RNA from Aspergillus alliaceus, 1023 nucleotides. Its product is annotated as aquaporin-like protein. Bases 1 to 1023 code for a protein of 340 amino acids. The record is from RefSeq and is a predicted model, not a curated record. Lineage: Eukaryota; Fungi; Ascomycota; Eurotiomycetes; Eurotiales; Aspergillaceae. Gene Ontology annotation, molecular function: water channel activity. The transcript has 5 exons. Gene Ontology annotation, biological process: transmembrane transport. Gene Ontology annotation, cellular component: plasma membrane.